Messenger RNA from Elephantulus edwardii (Cape elephant shrew), 3123 nucleotides. RefSeq names its product zinc finger and SCAN domain containing 20 (gene ZSCAN20). The record is from RefSeq and is a predicted model, not a curated record. Gene Ontology annotation, biological process: regulation of transcription by RNA polymerase II. Bases 1 to 3123 code for a protein of 1040 amino acids. The transcript has 7 exons. Gene Ontology annotation, molecular function: RNA polymerase II cis-regulatory region sequence-specific DNA binding; DNA-binding transcription factor activity, RNA polymerase II-specific. NCBI's taxonomy places the organism in Eukaryota, Metazoa, Chordata, Mammalia, Macroscelidea, Macroscelididae.
AUGGCGGUGGCCUUGGAAUCCCAGGCCCAGGCCUCACCCCUGCCAGAGCCAGAAGGAUUACUGAUUGUGAAGCUGGAGGAGGACUCAUCCCAGGAGGAGGACCGGGACCCAGUCCCUGUCCCUGUCCCUGAGGCCUCCCGCCAACGCUUCAGGCAGUUCCAGUACAAGGAUGCAGCUGGACCCCAUGAGGCCUUCAGUCAGCUCUGGGAGCUGUGCUGUCGCUGGCUGAGGCCAGAGAUCCGCCUCAAGGAGCAGAUCCUAGAGCUGCUGGUGCUGGAACAGUUCCUGACAAUCUUACCUACAGAGGUCCAGGCCUGGGUGCAGGCGCACCACCCCGAGAGCGGGGAGGAGGCAGUGGCCCUGGUGGAGGAUUGGCACCGAGAGGCCCAGGCUACCCAGCAGCAGGAACCAGAAUCAUGUGCAGAGACCAAGUCCUUAAAGGCAAUGCCGGCAUCACAGAACUUCCAGCCAGUGGAUCACUGGCCUGAAGGGCAGUCCCCAAAGCAGUGGGAGAAGAGUCCAAACCUUGACCUUCCAAAGCAUCUAAACACCAGGGUGAAGCCAAAGUCCUUGAAGGAGAGUGCUGUUCUCACUCCCCGGGUCCCUAUUCUCCCAAAGAUGGGGAGCACUGGCGACUGGGAGGUGACUCCUGAGUCCCAGGAAGCCCUGGGACACAGAAAACAUGCUGAGAAGGAAUUCUGCAAGGAACCCCCUGGAGAUGACUGUGGGAACAGCACAUCCCUGGGGGUUCAAGUCUCAAAACCAAAUGGUACGUCCCAACGAGAGCAAGCAUCAGAAUUUUGGGGUCCACGCCUUAUAAAUCCUGGGAAAAUGAACACUGCAGGAGAUAAUGUAGAUAAUGAGCAAGCAAAACCAGUUCAGACAUUGGCCUGGAAGAACACACGCACUUGGGAAGAGCAAUACCAAUGGGAUGUGGAGGACAUGAAAGUGUCAGGUGUUCACUGGGGCUAUGAGGAGACCAAGACUUUCCUUGCAAUUUUGAGUGAAUCCCCUUUUUCUGAAAGACUCCGGACUUGUCACCAGAACCGCCAGAUAUAUCGUGCCAUUGCAGAAAGACUAAGGGCCCGGGGCUUCCUGCGAACACUGGAACAGUGUCGCUACAGAGUCAAGAACCUCCUACGGAAUUACCGGAAAGCCAAAAGCAGACAUCCACCAGGAACCUGCCCUUUUUAUGAGGAACUAGAGGCCUUGGUGAGAGCUCGAACAGCCAUUAGAAGAACAGACAGCCCAGGAGAGGCUGUGGCACUCCCUAAGCUGGGGGAUAGUGAUGCAGAGAUGGAUGAGCAGGAGGAAGGAAACUGGGAGCCUGAGGAAACAGCAGAGAACUAUAAUGGUGAUGAGCUGGUCAUUGAUGAGUCCAUCCAAGGACCCAGGAUUCCAGGAGGUCCUGCUCUGUUCCAGAGUCGUAUAGGUGUGCACUGGGGAUACGAAGAGACUAAAGCUUUCCUGGCAAUUCUCAGUGAGUCCCCAUUCUCUGAGAAACUUCGCACCUGCCACCAGAACAGCCAGAUAUACCGGGCUAUUGCAGAGCGGCUGUGUGCAUUGGGCUUUCUGAGGACAUUAGAGCAGUGUCGCUACAGAUUUAAAAACCUCCUUCGAAGCUAUCGGAAGGCCAAGAGCAGUCACCCACCAGGGACUUGCCCCUUCUAUGAGGAGUUGGACUCAUUGAUGAGGGCUCGAACUGCGGUUAGAACAGUGGGGACCCUAAGGGCCUCUGCAGGUCUCCUCAGAUCUGGACAGAACAAUAUUGAUACUCAUGACCAGGAGGCCUGGGAUGAGAUGACAGAUGAAGAUGCCAUCAAACCUCCAAGCCCAUGCCCUAAAACUCCAGACACUGGAUUUGAACUGAGGCAUGAAGAUGAAGACCAGAUUUCAGAGCAGGAAAUUUUUGAGGAUUUGCCUGGAGCCUUAUCAAAAUUCACUGCAGAGGGUAUAGACAUUUGUCAAGCUCAGGAUUGGGAGGAAGAGAGUGAAAAUGAAAAUGAAGGUGAAAGACAAUGGGAGAAUCUUCCACAGGAGCAGUGGGAGAAAUCUUCUUCUGAAGAGGACUUGGAAAAACUCAUUGACCAUCAAGGCCUGUACCUGGCAGGGAAGCCCUACAAGUGUGACACUUGUGUGAAAAGCUUCAGUCGGAGCACUCAUUUCAUUGCCCACCAGCGGAUCCACACUGGUGAGAAGCCCUACAAAUGCCUUGAAUGUGGGAAAAGCUUUAGUGACCGCUCCAACCUCAAUACCCACCAGAGAAUCCACACUGGAGAGAAGCCCUACCGAUGCCCUGAAUGUGGGAAAAGCUUUAGUGACCACUCCAAUCUCAUCACUCAUCAGAGAAUCCACACGGGGGAGAAGCCCUACAAAUGUGGGGAAUGUUGGAAAAGCUUCAACCAGAGCUCAAACCUGUUGAAACAUCAGAGAAUCCACUUUGGAGUAAAUGCUGACCAUUGUAGUGAGCUUGGGGACAGCUCUGGCCAAAGCUCAUCCUUUAGUGCUGACUGGAAGAACUCUAGAGAGGAGACAUCUCCUGAACAAUCUCCAAGUAUCAGUAAAGACUUAAAUUCUCCUGGACUGCAUAGCACUGGCUCAGGUGAAAAAUUUUAUCGUUGUUCAGAAUGUGGAAGAAGCUUCUCUAAGAGCUCUGCCCUCAUUAGUCACCAAAGAAUCCAUACAGGGGAGAAACCUUAUGAGUGUGCUGAGUGUGGGAAAAGCUUCAGUAAGAACUCCACUCUGGCUAACCACCAGCGAACCCACACUGGGGAAAAGCCAUAUAAAUGUGGAGACUGUGGGAAAAGCUUCAGUGAGCGCUCCAAGCUGAUCACACACCAGCGGGUACACACAGGGGAGAAGCCCUACAAAUGUGUUGAGUGUGGAAAAUUCUUCCGUGACCGUUCUAAUCUCAUCACUCACCAGAGGAUUCACACAGGAGAGAAGCCUUAUAAAUGUAGAGAGUGCGGGAAAUGCUUUAACCAGAGCUCUAGUCUCAUCAUUCAUCAGAGAAUCCACACUGGAGAGAAGCCCUAUAAGUGUACUGAAUGCGGAAAAGAUUUCAACAAUAGCUCUCAUUUCAGUGCCCAUCGGCGAACCCAUGUAGGAGGGAAGGCAUUAUAG